CAGAGUUUAGCUCGGAGGCAUCAGUGAAAAGUUGAUUGACGUGAGUGUUGUACUGAUGACACAAGAAACUUUCGAAAGUGACUUCCAAAUGGCUUAUACCAAUACGAGUGACCAACAUGAGGUGUAUCACUAUUAUAGUGGGAAUAACUAUGGACACUUUAUGUCGGAUGGAAGCAUUGGGACAGACGAAUCUAACUUAUGGUCGAGUAGCCCUCGAUCAGAUACCCCAUCACCAAAUUCCUAUAUUCAGAACACAAUUUGUCCACCAUACCAAUCAUAUAAGCCCAUGAACUACUCUCCAGUUGAUCAUCAUGUGAUAACGUAUAAAAAUGGUUAUUCUCAUUUCGCAAUGUCGGACAUAUCAACGAACGUGCCUUAUGUGAGGGUGGUCAAAAGGCGAACAACGGCCAAUAAGAAAGAAAGAAGACGCACUCAGUCAAUAAACAACGCGUACGCUGAUCUAAGAGACUGUAUACCAAAUGUUCCAGCAGAUACGAAAUUAUCGAAGAUAAAAACAUUAAGAUUAGCAACAUCCUACAUAAGUUACUUGACUAAAGCUCUUGAAUCUGAUGACCCUACCGUUGGGUUCAAAGCCGAGUUAACCAAUUUAACGAAGAAAACGACGAACCAUUCUGCUCAAUCGAUUGAGGAAUUACCAUCGCAAUCUUCCUGUGACACGACAGAAGACAACCAAAGGAAAGCAAAGGGACGUACAGGUUGGCCUCAACACGUGUGGGCUCUUGAACUGAAGCAAGAACAGACAAUUUAAUAAUCUACGGAAGCUUUCUUUGACGGCGUAUGAAUAAAGAUGGAUUUCACGUUUAUGUAUCAGGAGAUCCUCUCGUAAUACAAUGUUUUUAUCAAUAUUCAUAUAUUUCAAAUAAGUAACAACACUUAUUUCAACGAUUCAACAAUCGAAGAGUAUUCGAAAAGGUUAAAAAAUUUGCACCCUACUGGAUAAUUUUUCGUAUUGGAAUUUCUUCAAGCUUUCUUCAUUCUAAGCUAGUCAUAUAAAUUAAGUACCAAUUCUUGCCAAAGAAAAUUAAAUAUUUUUCAGUUUUUCACCAUCCUAAACGAAUGAAAAAGCUUAAUACGUUCGAAAAUAAACUGAGUUAGGAAGUAUAUCAGUUCAUUGUCAAUAAGAUAAUCUACAAAACUACUCAGUUUAUUUUCGCGACGUUUAUGAACUUCGGAAAGGGUUUUAAAUAAUUUUAUAACAUGGAAAUGAGAUCCUUCAAAGAUGUUACAUUCUAAGAAACUUCCUCGGACUGUAUAUAAUCUAUUUCAGUUAAACCACAUGGCUCCUUUUGUAUACAUUUACCUACCAGUUAAGAAUUUUAUAUAUUUUGAUUAUAGUGAGAUAUAAAUAGAGUUCGACUUUAUUGAUAGUGUACUAUUUAUGUUUUUAUUUCUUUUAUUUUGGUAUUGAAUCUCCAUUGAGUAAAUGGUAUAACUUGAGACCGAUACUAAUGAUUGUAAAGAUCACUUGUUUUUUGUUAAUUAUAGAUAAUAGAAGGGAAUAAAAAUUUAGUUGGUU
Messenger RNA from Coccinella septempunctata (seven-spotted ladybird), 1537 nucleotides. RefSeq names its product heart- and neural crest derivatives-expressed protein 2-like. The record is from RefSeq and is a predicted model, not a curated record. Gene Ontology annotation, biological process: regulation of transcription by RNA polymerase II; developmental process. Gene Ontology annotation, molecular function: RNA polymerase II transcription regulatory region sequence-specific DNA binding; DNA-binding transcription factor activity, RNA polymerase II-specific; protein dimerization activity. The transcript is spliced from 5 exons. NCBI's taxonomy places the organism in Eukaryota, Metazoa, Arthropoda, Insecta, Coleoptera, Coccinellidae. Bases 56 to 769 code for a protein of 237 amino acids.